GAAGUUCCAACACGUUACUCUUGGAUGUACAUUUUACGGUAGUUGAAUGUUCCUUUUCGGCUCUUUCUGUAGAGUAACUGUUAAAAAUAUUAUUUUGUUUGGUAGAUUCUAAUUAUAUUUAUUAAUAAAUUGCCCAGUUUAUUCUCUGCUUCUGUAAUUUUUAACAGAAUGCAAUAACAUCGUUUGUGUUUGCAGACUAGCUAACGAGUAAGCUAGCAGCUGAGCUUGUUUUGAUUAUUCGAUACAUCUUCGGUGUUUAGAUUUAGCUUCAAAUGCUAAAAAAUAAACUCUUAGAAGAUCCUUCACGUUACGGCCUGUUGAACUAGGAAGUUACUUUGGUUGUCAAAGGUCACAAAAAGUAAAGACAUUAGUAAUCGGAAACUCAAAAUAGCACACCUGCUAACUGGUUAGACUACGCUAACGUCAAACGGCGGUCCUUAAGCUUUCGCGACCUUUGUCGGGACCCUCUGGUUUGUCCCGUGCCCCGAGUAGGAAACAUCGGCGAGCUUAAAAAGCUCUCUGUUAUUCGAAUCCAAUGCGUGGGAUGAUGGGAACUCAGAGCAGCCCUGUAAAGAGUUAUGAUUAUCUCCUAAAAUUUCUACUGGUGGGAGACAGCGAUGUUGGAAAAGGUGAAAUACUGGACAGUUUGCAAGAUGGAUCAGUAGAGUCUCCAUAUGCCUGCAGCAGUGGGAUCGAUUACAAGACCACCACUAUACUGCUGGAUGGAAGAAGAGUAAAAUUAGAAUUAUGGGACACGUCAGGACAAGGCAGAUUUUGCACCAUCUUCAGGUCUUACUCUCGUGGGGCACAGGGCAUCCUGCUUGUGUAUGACAUCACCAACGGCUGGUCGUUUGAUGGGAUUGACCGUUGGAUACGAGAAAUUGACGAGCAUGCUCCAGGUGUGCCCAGGAUCCUUGUGGGAAACAGACUUCACUUGGCCUUCAAGCGGCAGGUGCCAACGGAGCAAGCGAGGGCUUACGCAGAGAAGAACAGCAUGACCUUCUUUGAGGUCAGCCCUCUUUGCAACUUCAACGUCAUCGAGUCGUUCACAGAGCUGUCACGCAUUGUGCUGAUGAGGCAUGGGAUGGAGAAAUUCUGGAGGCCCAACAGAGUCUUCAGCCUCCAAGACCUGUGCUGCCGUUCCAUCGUUUCCUGCACACCAGUGCACCUCAUCGACAAACUACCACUUCCCGUGGCCAUCAAAUCCCACCUUAAAUCUUUUUCUAUGGCUAACGGGAUGAAUGCUGUCAUGAUGCACGGACGCUCUUACUCGGUGGCUAACAGCACGGCAUCUGGUGGAAGCAGCAGUGGAAGCAAAGCUAACAGUCUCAGACGCUCAAAAUCCUUCAGGCCUCCACAGAGUCCUCCAAAAUACUCAUCAUCCUCCUCCAAGGGGAACUGUAAGAUUUCAUAGUGACAGAGUGGACUUGUUCUUGUCUCCAUGGGGCCGGUAUUAAAGGCAUUGUUGCUUCAAGAGAUCACACAGCUAGAGGAGAGCAUGGAGAGCUGCUAGCAACCUUCAUCACUGAUGAACAUAGCUGUGAACUAUGAUCUUUGGGAACUGACUGGGACAGUUGGGUUGGUUUCUGUUGUCUUUGCUCCUGCUGGUGCCAUCUUGUGGAUGUUUGUUAACCUGUACCCCUUACUACAGAGGCUCACUGUGACCGAGUAGAACAAGAUUUCCUUGGGACCAACUGAUGUGAAUUGAGGAUUACCACUCACCCAUUAACACUACAAACGUCUUGCUUUUAUGUGGAAGAGGAUUUAUAGGUAUUUAAACUGGACUUGAAGUUGUAAAUAUACUGUUUGGUGAUAGUUGUGGGGAGUUUUCGAAUGCUUGUUUUUGUCUUGAAUGUGUUGGGAGACGUUCUUUUGAUGUUCUUUUUUUACAGCAGAAAAUUACCUGUGCAACCUCGAGAGUGCUUUGCUGUUUAUUUUAAAACUCAGCGUUUCCUGAGUAUUGAUUAAAACUGGUCUUAGUUGAGUUUGAUGGGAGGAGCAGCUGUUUUCCAGAUAGACUGGAACUAAUGAAAGAUUCACGAGCAAUUUAUGGGAAAACAUUUUUAGACUGUGAGCCAAAAAGGCAAAUCAAAUUUUUCUUGUUUUCAAGCCCAACCCUUCAUCUCCAUUAUGUUUUUAUGCCUCUAGAUCCUAUCCCAUUUGAUGCAUCACUUCUUUAACUGGCUAAAAUCACUAUCAUGAUUCAUUUUAAUCUUGGCAAAUGAAGAAUUUGCUUUGGAGCCGAUGAGAAAACUGAGCAUUUUUUGCUCACAUGGAUAUGAAUUUAUAAACUCACAGGAUGUUGGUUAGAGAAACUUCAUUUUUUUAAAUCAUAGUUGCGUUUUACUGGAUGUUUUAUGUAUAUGCUAUGUAUUUAUGAAUGUAAAACGAUAUCCAUUUGCUUAUUUUCUGCAGCUAUGUGGUAACGUGUGCGAUUGUGAACAUCUGAAGGGAAAAGCUGUGGCGUACUUAAUUUCAUUCAGCAUCACUGCUUGUUUGAGUAUUUGUUCUUCUGCUCAGUGUACUUUCCAGCCUGUGUGUAGAGUAGGAACAGUUACAGUGGCUGUUUACCAUGGAAGAUGUAUUAUGGACAAAGUGUUUUAAUCAAAACGGAUUAUAUUUUAAAAAUCAAAUAAGCAACACAUUUGUUAUUCUAAUAUGAAUUUUAGUUUUCCUUCCACCACCGAUGUGCUGUGCUCAGCAUCUUCAGUGUCAUGGGUCUGUGUGUGUGUAAUAAGGUCAUCCAGGGCAUAGAGAAUGGGUGCAUGUUUCUCUUUUAUGUUGUACUGAGACCAGAACAAUAAACUACCAGAAACUCUUGAGUGAACAUUUAAAGCACAAUAUGUAAACGUUUCUUAAUGAUUAUUUCAAGGUUUAACAUUAAUAUUUUUGCCUCCAUCAAAGGCAGUGCUCCAUCAAAAUAAAGGGUAAAAGCCAAA
This is a messenger RNA of Melanotaenia boesemani (Boeseman's rainbowfish), 2939 nucleotides long. Its product is annotated as ras-related protein Rab-40C-like. Gene Ontology annotation, biological process: intracellular signal transduction; protein localization to plasma membrane. Gene Ontology annotation, cellular component: plasma membrane; endosome; synaptic vesicle. The record is from RefSeq and is a predicted model, not a curated record. The coding region runs from base 536 to 1414 and encodes 292 amino acids. NCBI's taxonomy places the organism in Eukaryota, Metazoa, Chordata, Actinopteri, Atheriniformes, Melanotaeniidae. The transcript has 6 exons. Gene Ontology annotation, molecular function: GTP binding; GTPase activity.